UCCCCCAAGACGGUAUAUAAGCUGCGACGACCUACGCCUCCCCCUUCCAGCUUCUAUCUUCUUGCCUCCUCUCCGUUCUUCCCUUUCGGCAAUGGCGGCCGUACGAAGAAGCCUCCAUCCCUUUUUGGCUCCCUCUUUUGAAACCCUCAGAUAUGCUUUCUUGAUGAGCUCUCUUAAUUCACAAUCGAGAGGUUUUCGCAAUUUAGGGCACGAUCCUGGAAGAUUUCGGCGGGGAUUCGGUGGGACAGUGGCGUCCGAGGUAGGAACUGAUAUCCAGCCGUGCAAUCUUGAUGCGGUGAAGGCUGGGGAUGAGAUUGAGAAGAUCCGGCAUGAGUUUGAGGAGGCCAAGCGGAGUUUUCUCAAGAUUCCUGUGGCGAUAAAGGAAAUGCCCAAGAUGAAUCCAAAAGGUAUCUAUGUCAAUAAGAAUCUUAGGCUGGACACUAUACAAGUCUAUGGUUUUGAUUAUGACUAUACAUUGGCCCAUUACUCUGAAAAUCUACAGAGUUUGAUCUAUGACCUUGCAAAAAAGCACCUUGUUAAUGAGCUUAAGUAUCCAGAAAGUUGCUUGCAGUUUGAGUAUGAUCCUACAUUUCCUAUCAGGGGUCUGUACUAUGAUAGGUUGAAAGGGUGCCUUCUGAAACUCGAUUUUUUUGGGUCCAUAGAGACAGAUGGAUGCUUCUUUGGACGUCACAAGCUUAGCUUGGAGAAAAUAAAAGAGAUGUACGGCACCCGACAUAUUGGGCGAGAUCAAGCACGUGGACUUGUUGGUUUAAUGGACUUCUUUUGCUUUAGUGAGGCAUGCCUUAUCGCUGAUAUUGUGCAGCAUUUUGUAGAUGCCAAGCUGGAUUUUGAUGCAUCCUAUGUGUAUGAAGAUGUAAAUCAUGCAAUUCAGCGCGUUCAUAGAAGCGGUUUGGCACAUAAAGAAAUUAUUGCUGAUCCACAUAAGUACCUAGUUAAAAAUGUAAGUAGUAUUAGCCUUACUUUUUCCAUAAUUUCCAUGGAGAAGAUUGUUUCUUUUGCUAUUGAGAUGUUGCAGAAGUGGUACUUUAAAUUCUUUGUAUCUUUUCUGCAGAGCCAACUGUUAUGUUUUCUAAAGAUGCUAAAGCAGAAGGGAAAGAAACUCUUCCUGCUAACCAAUUCUCCAUAUUCUUUUGUGGAUGGCGGAAUGCGUUUCAUGUUAGAGGACCACAGUGGUGACAGAAACUCUUGGAGGGAGCUUUUCGAUGUUGUGAUUGCUCAAGCUAAUAAGCCAAGCUUCUACACUUCUGACCACCCAUUCCGGUGCUAUGACAUUGAGAAGGACACCUUAGCUUUUACUGCAGUGGAUAGGUUUAUCCCAAACCAAGUUUACUAUCAUGGUUGCUUGAAGUCAUUUCUACAAAUUACAAAGUGGAAAGGCCCUGAAGUUAUAUAUUUUGGUGAUCAUUUGUUCAGUGACUUAAGAGGACCUGCAAAAGCUGGCUGGCGAACUGCUGCUAUCAUUCAUGAACUCGAGAGUGAAAUAGAGAUCCAAAAUGAUGAAAGCUAUCGGUUUCAGCAGGCGAAAUUUCACAUAAUACAAGAAUUACUUGGUAAAGUUCAUGCAACAGUGGUUAGCAGUAAGAGAGGGACAGCUUGCCGAGCACUAUUGGAUGAAUUAAAUGAGCAAAGGCGACAGUGUCGUUCUGCAAUGCGCAGGAUGUUUAAUCGUUCUUUUGGGGCAACCUUCCUCACAGACACUGGUCGGGAAUCAGCAUUUUCUUAUCAUAUACAUCAGUAUGCAGAUGUCUACACCAGUAAGCCUGAGAAUUUCAUGUUGUACCCUCCCAAGGCAUGGCUUCAUGUGCCCUAUGAUAUAAAGAUCAUGCCACAUCAUGUGAAGGUACCAUCGAGUUUGUUUAAGAUAUGGUAGGAGUGGAUGCCGAUAUAGUCUAGAGGAGAAUUGAUUCGUGAUACAAGAUUCUGAUAGAUUAAGCAAUCUCAACUGGGUGCACUCAUCAUAUGAACUGGGAAUUUGCAAUUCAUUUUCUUGGGGUCUCUUUGUACCGUUGGAUGAGAAAAUGUUCUCAAUUGUAAAUUUGUAGCUAGCAGUACUCUCUUUUAGGGGCUUAUUUGGAUUCCCAGCUAAAUUGUUCGCCAAGUAUACCUUAUGUUGGCCAGGGAUUAUUAUUUUCUCAUAGGAGAAAUUUCUGGCCUCAGCAGAGUCCAUGAGAAAUCAGGAUACUGGAAGUCAUCUCUUAGAAGGAUUCCAGCAUCCGUUUUUUUUUUUGGGGGGGAUCCUAUGAUCAGCUAGGUUCCUGGAUUUGUUAAAAUUCUCCACCAUCACUGGACGCUCUCUAUCUUAAGAUCGGUUUUGUUCCAAGUAAGUGGUUCACGCAUCCAAACAGGCUCUUAAGAGAUUUGUUUGCAUCUGCUCAGUAACCGUACGUGUACCCUAGUGAGUUUGCAGCUAGAAUUAGGCUGGAACUAUGUAUUAUUUCUGUUUAUCAGAAAAAGGUCAAAACUUUGUAACUUAAAUAGUUUGAGUGGAUUCAACUCCUAUAGAGUAUGUUUGGUUUCCUGGAAAAGGUCUCGAAAAA
This is a messenger RNA of Phoenix dactylifera (date palm), 2558 nucleotides long. The record is from RefSeq and is a predicted model, not a curated record. Lineage: Eukaryota; Viridiplantae; Streptophyta; Magnoliopsida; Arecales; Arecaceae.